Lithohypha guttulata is the source of this 873-nucleotide messenger RNA. RefSeq lists its product as uncharacterized. Lineage: Eukaryota; Fungi; Ascomycota; Eurotiomycetes; Chaetothyriales; Trichomeriaceae. The coding region runs from base 1 to 873 and encodes 290 amino acids. The transcript is spliced from 2 exons. The record is from RefSeq and is a predicted model, not a curated record. Gene Ontology annotation, molecular function: zinc ion binding; oxidoreductase activity, acting on single donors with incorporation of molecular oxygen; ferrous iron binding.
AUGUCCUUGGCAGUCACUCCUGUCCAUUUCUUCUCUCAUGGCAGCACGAUGAUGUUGGGUGAAGAAUCGGCCUCUGCUGAUUAUUGGAAAGCUGCUGGAGAUGCUGCACUUGCUCACAAAGUCCGGGGUAUCGUCAUUAUGGGUGCACAUUGGGAUUGCAAAUCAGACUUGGCUGUACAGGUCUCUAUGAACCCGAAUCCAUCGAAACAACCCGUCGCAAAUGUUCAUGCAUCAAAAUAUGUUGAAUACAAGCUUAAGCCCGACCUCGCAACUGGAAAGCGUUGCAUCGAUUUGCUCAACCAGAAUGGCAUCCAUGCUUCAGGUAACGAAACCUUUGAAUGGAUCCACGAUGUCUUCCUUGUUAUCAUCCGCAUGUUUCCCAAUCCAAACACUAUGCCUCCGACAACAAUCGUUUCUUCCAAUGCACACUACGACCCUCAUUUUCAUGUGCGCAUUGGUGCAGCUUUGAGACCAUUACGAGCUGAGAACUACCUGCUUCUGGGCUCUGGAGGUGCAGUUCACAACCUGUACCGCAAUAUAUGGUCGCCAAUGCUCCUGUACAAGGACAAUUUUGCUCAGUCGACGCCUCCAGAAUCGUGGGCCCUCGAGUUUCGUCAAGCAUUCAAAGAUGUGGUCGAGCAAAAUUCUGGACCUAGACUAAGAAGAGGCCUGACAAGAUUGAUGAAGCACCCGCAGUAUCGAGAUGCCCACGCAACCGAUGAUCAUUACAUCAGUUCGUUGUUUGUUGCUGGUGCUGUCGGUGACGAAGAGGACGAGGGUGUUAGUGCGAAGCUCAUGGCGGAAGAUUGGGAGCUGACAAACAUGUGUAAUUCGCAAUUUACCUGGGGACAAUAUGUGGAGGCCAAAGCAUGA